AUGGCAGCCAACACCAAGGUCGAAGAGUACCGAGCGCUGUACGAUUCAUACCUCCAACACUGCAAUUCACACAGCUUUGAGGGAAUGGAAGAAUUUUAUACCUCGCCUUUAAACGUCAACGACGAGCCCUGGGACCCAAAGAAAGUCACAGCGCAGUUUGAGCCGCUGGUGACUGCGUUUCCCGACUGGCACUGGGAGUUGAGGCAUCUUACGAUUGAAGGGGAUUAUCUUGCGUGCCAUUUUAAAGUUACGGGGACGCAUAAGGGGAGUUUUCAGGGAAUUGAGGCUACGGGGCGGAAGAUUGCGACGACGCAGUUUACGUUGUAUCAUGUUGUGGAGGGGAAUAAGUUUGGGGAUGUUUGGGAUCUUGUGGAUAUAGAGUCUGUAGUGAAGCAGAUCUCUUGA
Messenger RNA from Trichoderma breve, 405 nucleotides. Its product is annotated as snoaL-like polyketide cyclase domain-containing protein. Bases 1 to 405 code for a protein of 134 amino acids. Gene Ontology annotation, biological process: polyketide metabolic process. The record is from RefSeq and is a predicted model, not a curated record. The transcript has a single exon. NCBI's taxonomy places the organism in Eukaryota, Fungi, Ascomycota, Sordariomycetes, Hypocreales, Hypocreaceae.